UAAUUUCCUUUUUCGUUCUUACGGAUAAUGUUGAAGAAGGAAGAGUUCGAAGCAAGCACACCGAGAAAUGGUGAUAACUCGCACACGAUUGCAUCAAAUUCAGGAAGUAACGACGUGGCCAAGGGGUCGCAUCAGAAGUCGGCGAUAGAAGAGAAAUUGGCCAGCAAAAUGUUUUCGUAUGCCAGAGAAAAUAUUUGCUUUUUCCUCGCGAUUACUUUUACCGCCCUGGCUGUACUACAUAAUUCACCUCCUAAAGUAUCAAAGCCUCCAUUAGCUAAACCAUUCUUUAACCAGAGUUCCGUGGUCUUGGAUUUUUAUAAGGGACACUUAGAAGCUAUGAUAGAAAGAGUUACAGAGGCUGAUUUUAGUUUUGUUAUGUAUUAUGCUCCAUGGGAUGCAGAAAGUCAAGCAGUACGUCAAGAAUUUGAAGAAGCUGCUAGAUAUUAUCAUACUCAGAUAUUUUUUGCUGCUAUCAAUUGCUGGCACCCAAAUUCAGAAUGUAGGACUCAGUACAACAAAAUCCAAAGUUACCCGGUAUUCAUGCUUUACCCUUCAAGAGAUUCUGGUAUACAGUACAGAGGUAUACGUACAUGGCCAUAUAUGGCAAGGUUUCUUAAUGCAGUGAUGAAUCCAGUUAUUAGGAUAACUCAUAAAGAACAAUUGGUAGAAUUGCUUGUAAAUUAUGAUGCUGUGGUGGUAGGUUACUUUAAUUUCACUAGAAUAGAUAAAACUCCUGGUUAUAAAGAAUUUUAUAAGGCUGCUAUAAGAGCUUUAGAAAGAGAUCCUAAUAGGGAAUUGGUUUUUGCUAUUGUCACCAAUGCAUUAUCUAGCGAAAGAGAUUAUAAUGUUUAUAAAUUUCCGUCGGCAAAUUUACUCAUGUGGAACGAAUCUCUAAGCUAUCCAGAAGACUCUGAGUGGACUUCCGAAAACAUAUUAAAUUGGAUUAUCAGCUCUACUCAUCAACCAGCUCUUUGGCUACAACCUCCUGGAGUUAAAGCACUGACAUUCGCGCCAUAUUUGAAGGAAGGGCCUGUACUUAUCCUCUUCACACCUCGUAAUCCUUUACACUCUGAAAAUUACUAUUACAAUCUGAUGAAAGAAGUUGGGUUGGAAUAUUAUAAUUGUGGAGAUAAUGUCUUGGCCAAGGAUAUAAUUGAAAAUCUCCGUCCUAAACAGCGUACUGCUAUCGUUAGGCAUUCGGAAAAAAAUAAAUUAUGUACGAAACUAUUAAAAGAAAACAAAGAUCAGUUGAAUACGACGGUGAGCAUUUCUAUUCAACGAUGGAUCAACGAAAGCUGUUGUGCUAACAUUGUAAUAAAUAAAUGUUCAUUUUGUAAAAAAAACAUAUUAAACAAUGCCGAAAAGGAUGUCUCCGUUUGUAAACUUGCUUCUGACAAACUUGAUCACGUCUGUAAAGGUACAGAUAUUUUUAAAAUUUCCUCUAUGGGAAAUCUACAAGAAAAAUAUGAAAUUUGUUGCAAUAAGGGUUACGAAGCAGUAAAAUAUGAAAAAGGAUUCCAAUCUAAAAGCCAAAAGUACAAAACGUCCACUUCGAAUGAAGAUGACAUACAAUCCUCGAAUAACGUAAAACAGGCGUACUUAAAAUCAGACUGUAAGAAGUGGAUAGCAGGAAAUAAGUAUCACCCACCUGCAUUUUCACGAGAUUCUUUCGACCAUCCAAAUAUAAAUUUAACAGAGUCAGUUUGUAAGAUUAAUAAAACACUGGCACUAAUAGCGAUCGAUAGCUUGUACUAUUUCUACUUCGCGGAGAGUCUCGGAAUGAAUAUUUUAAGGAAAAAAGAUAAGACUGCUGUUGUAAUAGUAGACGCUGCUCACGAGAGUCAAUAUGUCAUGCACGACGACUUUAAUCGAUAUAAUCUUAUACAGUUUAUAAAUAAUUAUACUCAAGGUUUUUUACAACGGACGCUACGUUCUAAUAACUCGAGGCGAUUUUUGCAAAAGUUUGAAACCAAAAUUAAUUGUGAAAAAAAAAAUACACGAAGUAUAUGUAUAACAGAGUUAACGACCGAAACUUUUUUAAAUACUGUUUUAGAUCUAUCAAAGGAUGUGGUUGUGAUGUACUACUCUCCUUAUUGUGCAUUUUGUAGCGCGAUUUAUGUAUACUUAACAGUAGCUCAUUACUUGCGCGAAAUGGAUCAUCUUUUAUUCGUUAGAGUCGAUGGUGAUAACAACGAUUUACCAUGGGAAUAUAAUAUGAAUCGAUUCCCAUCCAUUCUUUUUUUCCCUGCAAAAGGUAAUUAAAAGUGCACCGAUUAUCGUGGCAGUAUAACAGAUAUUCAUCGUCAUUAUUUCAGAAAAGAGGAUAGCACGGUGUAUCCGUUUUCUCUACCAAUCACGAUAUCCAAUCUCGUUAAUUUUGUCUUAGCGAAUUUGGAUGAAGAUUCGCACGUCGAAGCGCUUGUAAAUAUUUGUCAUUCUGGAGCUGGUGAGAUUCCAGAUGUAUGCAUUGCACGAACUCGUUGGCUGUGUCUAGAUAUCGUUCAACAAUUGCUUCGAGAUUAUAGAAAAUUAAUAAGGCACAGUAGUUUAAUAGGAAGAAGAAGUGCUAAGAAUAAAAGGAAAGUCAUAUUAUUAAAAUUAGCACAUAUUAAGGACAUACAUCUAAUACUAGGUUCUACCAAUGAUCUUAAAAAGGAUCAACAUAAAGUGAAACUUAUUAGAAAAAAGUACAAGAAAUAUUACAAAAAUAUUAGAUCAAUUGAAAUAGAUAGUAAAAUAAAUAUCGGUGAGAGCACGAUAAAUCCUCUUCAACAAAAUAUUACUGAGAAAAAAGCAAUUAAAAGCGAAUUGUGAUAUAAAUUUAACAAUAGAUGUAUUAUGAUAAUUGUUAUUUCACUUAAGUUCUUUUAUGACUUCGUACUAACGCAUAUACCUCAUACAAAUUUUUAUUUUGCAAACACGAACGUGUCCAACUAAGUUGUACGUGUCACAGACGAAUGGAUAUCAUAAUGUAUGUAAAUAAUUCUGUGUUGCUUUUUUUGUAAUUGUACAUUGCAAAAAGAGAUAAUUGUUCAUCAUAUCUGUACAAAACAUUCCCUAAUUAACGUUUAAGACGUUUAUGACAUCUCAUAACAAACACGAUCUGCUCAAAAAUAGUCGAUUGUGUUGACUAAUGUAGUUUUAAUUUGAUAUUGUUAGAUUUAAAUGAAUAUGAAAGAAAAAUAGGCGCAUCUGAAUCAUGAAAGAAUGUAAAAGUUUACAUAUACUUGUAAAAAGUGUACAUUUACAACUUCUUAUUUAAACUUUUAUAAGGAUUUUGCAAGAAAAGGAUAUUUAUAGUUAUUUUAACAAAGAUAACUGCUUAUUGAUAAGACUAUUUUUUGUUUUCAGUACAUCAUGAUUCUAUACAAGGAGUGUGCAUUCAUUAGAAUUACUCAUCUCUGAUUAAUAUUCAUGAUGUUUAAUCCUAGAACAGAGAA
Messenger RNA from Osmia lignaria (orchard mason bee), 3440 nucleotides. The record is from RefSeq and is a predicted model, not a curated record. Lineage: Eukaryota; Metazoa; Arthropoda; Insecta; Hymenoptera; Megachilidae.